ACUGACCGAUGAGGCUGUGAAACUUUGGCUUGGUGAUCUCAGAGACUUGGCUUAUGAUGUGGAAGAUGUACUGGACAAGUUUUACACCGAACUGCUCCGGCGCGAGGUAGAAAAUUUGUAUCGAGCUAGCGCAAGUAAGAUAUAACUCAGAGAAAAAAUGACCUUGGUUUGAAUGCUAUUGAAAGAUCUGUAAUUGAAUGGAAAAGGCCACCAAGCUCAAGUUUGCCUGAUGGUCAAGUAAUCGGAAGAGAUGAACACAAGAAGAAAAUAGUUCAAUUAUUGUUAACGGAUCAGCAAAGCAAUCUCAAUUUUGAUGUAGUUGGCAUAGUUGGGAUGCCUGGAGUUGGAAAGACCACACUUGCUGGGUUGGUGUUCCAUGAUGAUGCCGUGAAGGAACAUUUUGACAUCAGAGUAUGGAUUUCUGUUUCUGUCGAGUUUGAUUAUGUGAGGUUAACAAAGGCAAUUCUUCAAACAAUCAAACCAGAAAGUGCGAACAAUGAGGAGUUCAGUAAACUUCAGGAACGUCUUAGUGAAGAAUUGACAGGCAAGAAGUUUUUGUUUGUUUUAGAUGACGUUUGGAAUACCAAGAAUGAUCUCCAUGAUCUCUGGGUAACCAUGCGGCCCCCGUUUAGAGCUGGAGCUCCAGGAAGUAAGAUAAUUGUGACAACAAGAGAUGAAUCUGCUGCAAAGCUGAUGGGAGCAGUUGGACAUCAUAAUCUGGAUUGUGUAUCACGUGAUGAUUGGUGGAAAAUAUUUGUGGAGCAUGCAUUCUCGACAAGUAAUACUAGUGAACAACAAAAUUUGGGAUCAUUAAGGGAUGAAAUUCUUGCAAAAUGCGAUGGCUUGCCCUUGUCUGCACGUGCUCUUGGAGGCCUUCUCUGUUACAAAGAAGUUGACGGAUGGAAAGAAGUAUUGGAGAACAAGUUAUGGACCCAACCGGAACAUAGUAACAUUCCCUCGCUGUUAAAAUUAAGCUACCACUACCUCCCUCCACAUGUAAAAAGGUGUUUUGCCUAUUGCUCAAUAUUCCCAGAGGACUAUGAAUUUGAGGAAAAACAGUUGAUUCUUUUAUGGAUGGCAGAAGGAUUACUUCAGAAUCCAAAAGGGAGCAGACAAAUGGAAGAUUUGGGCAGAGAGUAUUUCAGAGAGCUAUCCUCAAGGUCAUUCUUUCAGAAAUCAAAAAAGGACGAAUCAAAGUAUGUAAUGCAUGACCUCUUCAAUGAAUUGGCACGAUCGGUUGCUGGAGAAAUUGGUUUUAGGUUGGAAGAUAAGGUGGAUAAUGAUAAGCGAUGCAGGAGUUUCGAAAAGUUCCGUCACUCAGCUUACUUCAGUUCUGAGCCUGAAGGCAUGCAGAGACUUGAGGUAUUCUCCAACCUCGAGCAUUUGCGGACUUUUCUACCACUUUCACAUUCAUAUCAUGAGAGAAGAAAGUACUUGACUAGCAAUUUCACUCGUGAAAUAUUGCCAAAAUUACAAUAUUUAAGGGUGCUUUCUCUGAAUGGAUAUUGUAUUAGAGAGCUACCAGAUUCAAUUGGUGAACUAAAAUUUCUACGGUACCUUGACCUUUCCCACACGGAUAUAACAACUUUGCCUGAAUCCAUAAGCCAUCUUUACAAUUUACAGACCUUGUUGUUAGAAGGCUGCUAUUAUCUAAAUGCAUUGCCGAGUGGUUUGAAGAAUCUAAUUAGUCUGCGUCAUCUCACCUUUCCACAUAAAUUGCCGCAUCGAGGGCCUUUGAAAGGAAUGCCUUCAAAUAUGGGUAAGUUGACUAAUCUCCGAACGUUGUCUUACUUCGAAGUGGGAAAAGAGAGUAGCUCAUCAGGAAUUGGAGAGUUGGGACCUCUAUUGCAUCUUCGUCGGACACUACACAUCUCAGGACUAGAGAAUGUGAAUGGAGUUGAGGAUGCAGCAAUGGCCAACUUAACUGGCAAGGAUGGCAUUGAUGUAUUGGUACUGGAAUGGAAGUCGGAAGAAACAGCUGAUCCAGAUAUUUUUGAAAGCCUACAACCUCCUCGGAUGCUCAAGGAGCUUAUUGUCAUGGGCUAUGGUGGUUCUAAAUUUCCAGAUUGGAUGGGAAAUGCUCUGUUCUCUAAGAUGGUGAAAAUGAGGUUAGACAAUUGUAGGAGAUGCAAAUUGUUGCCCUCACUUGGACAAUUGUCCUUGCUAAAAGAGCUUACUAUAAACGGAUUGUCUGGGGUAGAAAGCGUUGGAAGUGAGUUUUACGGGGAUGGUGGCUUGAACGCUUUUCCAUUAUUGGAAACCCUGUGCUUUAAGUAUAUGGAAAAUUGGAAAGACUGGUUUCCAGAUGAAACCAAUAAUGGAAUUGAUAGGUUUCCUCAGCUGAAAAAGCUUGUUGUAAACAAUUGCCCAAUGUUGAAGGGUAAAUUACCAGAGAACCUUCCUUCGUUAAAAGACCUUGAGGUUUUUGCUUGUGAGCGGCUGACAGUUUCAAUUCCCAGCAAUCAAAUGCUCUGCUCGUUAUCCAUCCAUAGCUGUGCAGAGGUGGUUUGUGAAAAUCAUGCACACUUGAAGUCACUAAAGUCCAUUUUUAUUUCUAACAUUCGAAAGUUUAGGUAUCAACCAGAAAGAUUCAUGCAAGGAUUGACAAGAGAAGAAAAUUUGGUGGUUCCUGGUUGCAAUGAGAUGGCUGCUUUGCUGCAGGAUACAUUUUGUCAACUCACUUCCUUUCAUGAAUUACGAAUUGAAGGCAGUUCCUUGCGCCAUCUUACACUGGUUGCUGUUCCUGGUUGCAAUUGGAUGACUUCUUUGCAGCAGUAUGAAUUACGUCAGCUCGCUUCUCGUCGCUGUCUAAAAAUUAAUGACAGCUGCUUGCAGUAUCUUGAACUGGAUGUGGAAGAAACAGAACAGGUACAAUUGCGGAUAACUACCAAACUGGAGAGACUGUUAUUAAGCCAGUGUAAUAAUCUUUUGAAGGUACCAGAAGGGUUGCACCUAACAUUACUUAAAGAGCUAAGCAUAGUUCUCUGCCAUAGUCUCACGUCUAUUUCAGAGUCCAGUUUGCCGUCUUCUCUCAGAGUUUUGUAUAUUCGUGAUUGCAGCAAUUUGAAAUCAGUACUGGUACAAGAGGAGUACACCAGCACCAACAGCAAUUGCACACUUUGUCUGGAGUCAUUGACUAUACAACGGUGUUUUUCUCUUGAAUCCCUAACAUCGGCCAAGUUACCAGACACACUUAAACAGCUUGAAGUUUGGGAUUGUCCCAGUUUAAUUUGCUUAUCAUCAUCGAAGGAGCUACCUGAGGCGCUAGUCCUCGAUAUUUCGACAUGCAAUCGUCUUACAUCCUUAUUAUCGGAUGACAAAUUGCCCAAAGCCCUAAAGCGUCUUAAGAUAAGUGAAUGUCACAGUUUGACUUGCUUAUCAUCUUCGGAGGAGCUACUUGAGGCGCUUGAAGACCUCAAUAUUCGGAAUUGCAAUCGUCUUACAUCCUUAGUAUCGGAUGACAAAUUCCCCAAAGCCCUAAAACAUCUUACGAUAUGGGGUUGUGGAAAGCUGAAGAGGAUAACAAAUAGGUUCUACGGCAACACUUGUCUUCAAUCUCUUUCCAUUAGCAAUUGCAAAAACCUUACAUCCUUACCUGAAGGCCUCCACCAUCUCACCGACCUUCGUGCAGUAUAUAUUGUAGGCUGUGAAAAUCUAGUUUCCUUCCCCGAAGGAGGGCUGCCCGCUUCAAACCUGAGAAGGCUUAUUGCUCCAGGUACCAUUUUGAAUAAUAUGGUAGCCAAUCCCAGAGGCAUGCAAGGUUUUCCACCAAAUUUAACUUCGCUUACCAUUUUGAAUCUCGAGGUGAUUAAGCCACUCUUCCAGUUGGGAUUAUUGCAUAGACUCACCUCUCUUAGAGAGCUUGAUUUGAAAGGUAAAGCUACAGAUAUGGUGUCCUUUCCAUCUGAAGAUGAGAAGGGUGGGAGGAAGGGGAUGAUGUUACCAAAGUCUCUCAUCACCCUCCGAAUUCAACAUUUUGAGAACCUGAAGAAGUUUUCCGCCGGAUUACAAUGCCUCACAUCUCUUCAACAUGUUUAUCUCAUUAACUGCGAAAAGCUGAAAUCUUUACCAGAGAGGGGUCUGCUUCGUUCACUUUUGAAACUUGAAAUCAGCGGCUGCAAACUUCUACAAAAAAAAUGCAAAAGGGACACAGGUCCAUUCUGGCCCCGCAUUGCUCAUAUUCCUGAUGUUCGGUGUUGAGCUUGUUCGUACAAGGCCCGCCUCAUUAGCCUAGUAACCUGCGCCUCUCUUCUGGUACUUUUCUUUUUAUUGAUUUACUUAUUUUUUUAGCAUUUGUAUCAUUUUAAUUUUUACCCAAUCUUUUGCUCUUUUUUUUUUUUAUUUUUUAUUUUUUUUAAGGUUCAUAUUGUCUUUUAUUAUAAAGAAGAAACAAGAUUAAUAUCAUUUUACCCAAAAUUAUAUUAUAACACAUUUCUCAUUUUAUGAGUUUGAUGAAAUUAACAAUUAAUAUACAGCCUCUCUAUAACUUUGUUUGCAAACCACAAUUUUAUUUACAUACAAUUUUGUAAUAUUUUAUUUUGCUUUUGUGCAGCAUGAUUAAUUUGGCCGAAUAACUAACAAAAAAAAAAUUGCAUGAUUGUACUAAAAUGAUACAAAAAUAAUUGUUUGAAGGGGCAAUGUGACAACUUUUGCAGUUGAGGGUAAACUUGAAAGCAUAUCGUAAUUUGUAGGGUAAUUUUUUUUAAAUAAAAGAUAAAUUGAUAUUAAUCCUUGGAGAGUGUAGAAUCUUCCGACUAAACUUCAAAAAUUCCACACCUUUUGCGUGGAACGUGACAAUAUGCUCUCUUUGUGUUGCUUUGUUUCUCAAGUUCCAAUACAACUUCUUUUGGCCUACUUCAAAACAA
Messenger RNA from Ziziphus jujuba (common jujube), 4865 nucleotides. RefSeq names its product putative disease resistance protein At3g14460. Gene Ontology annotation, molecular function: ADP binding. NCBI's taxonomy places the organism in Eukaryota, Viridiplantae, Streptophyta, Magnoliopsida, Rosales, Rhamnaceae. The transcript is spliced from 2 exons. Bases 334 to 4200 code for a protein of 1288 amino acids. Gene Ontology annotation, biological process: defense response to other organism. The record is from RefSeq and is a predicted model, not a curated record.